AGGCGAAAUCUUACUAUUAAAACUGUGGCAUCGAUGAUUUUCUAAUCGCCACCGUUAAGAACGCGAGAAUUGCACAUAACAUGAAAUCUUCUUCUUCACCUAAUACAUAAUAAGAUAACAUGGACGAAAUAUGGAAAGUCUCGUCAGCUUUUCAACUGUGAAAUGUAUCAGUUACGUAUGUGUCAGUGAUUUCUACACGUUUGAAAUUAAUCGAAGAUUAGACCUAUAGAUCUAUCGCUAUUCGCGAUGUAGUCUCGAGUCGUCUGCUGUUAAAGUGUCAGUAGUAUUGAGCAUGUAUUGCGUAUCAGUUGUGAGUUUCGCCUAGCUUUUAGUUGAAGUGAUAUAAAAGGAAACAUUAACGGUUAAAAAUUAGAUUCAUUCCUUCCGGCGCAUUUAAUUUUCAAAAAUAUAAUAAUUCAAGAAACUGUUUUACAAUCACAAACACGAUGUUGAGCGUUGCUCGUCACUCUACCAAAAUUCUUGGUCGAGCUAAUCUGACAGGUUCGUGUUAUGUCAGACGAACAUUCAUCGCCUCGCUGCCAAGAAAAGCGUCACGCACAAAUGGGCUGUCCAUUUUUCGAAGGAUUCCCGUUCAAGCAGGAAGGUUUCAGAGCCUACUAAGACAGACUGGUACCAUAGCACUGAAUUAUGCAUCCAAAGCAACUCCAAAUUCAAAGAAGAUUGUCGGCACCUGGAUGCUGACAUGUAGUGGAAUGGUUUUCAUUGCAGUAGCUUUAGGAGGCAUAACCAGACUCACAGAAUCCGGAUUAUCUAUGGUGACGUGGAAAUUACUCGGAGAAAGAAUGCCCUUAACGGAACAUGACUGGAUUGAAGAGUUUGAGAAGUACAAAGAGUUUCCAGAAUUCAAAAUAACGAACAAAAACAUAACACUGGAAGAAUUCAAGCGCAUCUGGUGGAUGGAAUACUUGCAUAGAACAUGGGGUCGCCUGAUAGGUGCUGCUUUCAUAAUUCCGGCAACAUUUUUCUGGACAAAGGGUUGGUUUGAUAAGAAAACAAAGCUUAGAGUUACUGCUCUUGGAACCUUGAUUGGCAUGCAAGGAUUAAUGGGCUGGUACAUGGUCAAAUCUGGGCUAGAGGACAGAUUCAACGGUCCUUCUGAUGUACCGAGAGUUUCUCAAUACCGCCUAGCCUCACACCUUGGGUUAGCAUUUAUUAUCUACACUGGCUUUCUCUAUAACGCUUUGGACAAAUUAAUUCCAGCACAGAAAGUGGCUGUUGAUUAUUUUGGUACGCGAAAAUUUGAUACCAAUAUUACAAAGGGUCUGCGAAAGCUUCGAAUGAUGACCCAUUCAACAAAGGGCCUUAUCUUCCUCACGGCCAUAUCUGGCGCCUUUGUUGCCGGAAUGGAUGCUGGACUUGUCUAUAACUCAUUUCCGAAAAUGGGAGACAAAUGGAUACCUGACGACAUACUCGCCAUUUCACCUACACUUAGAAAUUUCACUGAAAAUCCAACAACCGUACAAUUUGAUCAUAGAAUAUUAGGUAUUACAACACUUUCCAUGAUAACAGCAACUUGGUGGAUUUCACGGAAGUACACCUUGCCUGGACGGGGGGCUAAGGCUGCAAUGGCUGUUUUGUGUUUAGGGUACCUGCAGGUUCUUCUGGGCAUUACGACACUUUUACAUUAUGUUCCCGUCCCACUAGCAGCUUCCCAUCAGUCUGGAAGUUUGGCACUACUCUCUGCAGCGACGUGGCUUUGCCAUGAAUUAAAAUACGUUAAACGUCUACCCAAAUGAAUGUUUCCACCAGUUAGCUCCAGGUUUGUACAAUAUAGUAUUGCUUUGCGAAUAAUUAUAGAAAUGUAAAAUAGAGUGCUGCGAUGAUAUGACAGUAAUAAAAAAUACAAUUUACAAUUCAAGAUUCACAAUUGUUAGAUUUUAUUGUUAUUCUGUAUUAUGAAAAAUCUCAGAAAUUGCCUGUAGUAUUUUGCCAAGGAUGAACUUGUUCUGUUUUUACUUUGAAUACGAAUCAUGAAACCACAAUCAAAUUAAGCACGUUCAAACUGAAAAGUAGGAAAAGAUGUUGAAGAGAAAAUGAUGAUGAGUUUACAACAUUAUGCUAAUUUAUUUGUCAACUUAGUGUGCAGUCAUAUUAUAGUUAAUUGUAAAAAUUAAUUUUAAUUAUAUAUACUAUCACAUUAAACCUAUGACAAUAAUAUCGAAGCUUACGUAUUUAAUUCUUUUAUUUUUAUUUUUUGUUCUUAAAUAAUACAACAUUUGAAUUCUAUAUAAUUUUGUCAAACAUUAAAAUAUUGCCUUACAUAGUAUAAACCGAGUUAGUUUGAUAUUUAUUUUUAACAUUUGUUAUUUAUUUAAUUUUGUUUUCAGAAUAAAUUUUUCACUGAAUGGACUUGAUAAGAUAUUUAACACAUAUGUGUGUGAAUGACGUUAAUUUUCAUUAAGAAAAUGAAAAUUUUCAAGAUUUAUUUGCUAUCUAAUUAAUUAGAAUUUAUCGCUGCGUCAUAUAUGUAUAUGCCGUUUGACUCUUUCAAAAAACGUUCUUUUCCUUCAGAGGUUUCGAUUACUAGACUUGUAACCCCAAUUUCGAUGUCGAAAUCACUCAAUUUCAUCAGCAGUUACACUAAGUUCGUCAUUUCCAAUCGGUCGCUAAAUUACUUCAUCAUAGAGUUUUUGUUCCUUUUGUAAUUUAUUUUAAUCAAUUUUUUUUCUUGUAAUUGUUUUCUUAUACACAUUGGUCCAAUGUGGCAACAUCAUUUGCGUGAUGAAAUCACCACAUGCUAUAGAAAUUGCACUUUUAAAUUGUUACACUUUUUAUAUUUACAUUCUCAACGUGUCUCUUGUUGCGUGGUCGUUGCUUCCUUACAAAACGCAACAUAUCUAAGAGUAUUUUUGUAACAUGGCUGUGUAAUGAUUGCAAGGUUCCCUCCUUUUACAUACGCUAUAACUGUCACAUAAAGUUUGCAAAUUGCUUGAAAAAAUUUGAAUGCAGAUUCUAUUUUGAAUGAAUAGCAUUCAUCUUGUAAUGAGUUAUAAAAACAUUAUAAAAGACUCCUUAACAAGAAAAUUUUAUAAUCCAAGGACUAAUUUUCUUUGUAUGAGACUUCUGUGAUAAAUAUAUUGUUUAUUUUUUUCGAUUUUUUUUCAUCAUUAUAGUUGCAUCAGUCUGACAAAAUUUGUUUACGCAUUUACAAGUUGAACUAUGAAAAAGUUAUUAAUUGAUAGUUAUGAAAUAUAUUACAGUACAUAAAUGCGAAACUACCUUUAUUUUCAUUACAAAGAGAAUUGAUUUUUUUAUUACUGAACUACGCAGACUUUCAAAGAGCACUUAGUUUAUCACAAAACUAAGGUGAACGGAAAUUUUUUUUUUUUUUUCUUCAAGUCUAUUCUUCUAUUGUCUGCAGGGUAAUUCGAGGCACUAAAAAUUUUCAAGAUUUACAACGCUCUUUGUUGAUUGCUAGUCAAAAAUUUCUUGCGUAAUCGUUCAGUUAGAUUUGUAAUGUUGGAUCAGCAAUGAAGUCAUUACUUUACAAAGACCUUGUCAAGUAAAAUGUCCAAUAUUAUGCAUAAUUUUCACCACUAUACGAGAUUUGUAGAAGUUGAAAGAGUGCGUUUCUCUUUCACUUAAAUGUUUUUCAUACAAUUUGUCUACUCUAUUUGAAAAUGAUAUUGAUACUUGGCGAUACUGACCCAAGAAGCCAGACAAACCACAAUACUUUGCAUAUUACCAAAUUUUAAUCUUGGUAAAUACCUCGUUCGAUACCAAAAUAAUUUAAACUGGCAGGUAGUUACAUUAAGGAAAUGCAUAAAAUAUGAAAUAUGUACACGCAUAUAUUAUAGUCGUAGUUAAUUAGGUAUUGAAAAAUCUUUCGCAAACUGAGUUAUAUUAAACUGUCUUCUAAUUACCGUAUUUAUAUAAUAAUAUAAUAUAUAGUUGUUGCUGGUAAUUUAUAAAUUAAAAUACAUACGCCUAAAUAUAUUAUAUAAACGCCCAGUUUGUGAAGGAUGGUCAUAUUAUGUAUAUGUAUAUUAGUUGAAUUGAUCGUCGCGAAAUCAUCGAUCAGGAAAAGCGUCAUUACUCUAUAUUGGUGUAUUCGGGAUGUAAGUUGCGAAAGAAGAAACGAAAUCAGGCUGAAUAACGACUGAAAACAAAGAAAUUGAAGCAUCGAGUCCUGUCCAACAUUGUCUAGCUUCAUUCGUUUACAGAGAGAUGGACAGAGUAUUUGCUUCAACUAAGUCAGCAUUAAAGCUGGUCUUUUCCAAAAAUUUCCAGCCGUGACGUUUUGACUGAGACACCAUGUAGCUAAAUUUAAAGGGUUUUAAAAAAUUGCAAGUGAAAAAUUAGGCUUCUAGCUCGCUAUUCACCUGGUUAAUGUGUGCAAAGAUCUUUAUGGCAAACGUGUGACGUGUGUGUAUGCGCUUCAAAAUCUUUUGAUCAGAAGUACUUUACUACUUGAA
Messenger RNA from Neodiprion virginianus, 4436 nucleotides. RefSeq names its product cytochrome c oxidase assembly protein COX15 homolog. Bases 447 to 1757 code for a protein of 436 amino acids. Gene Ontology annotation, cellular component: mitochondrial inner membrane. Lineage: Eukaryota; Metazoa; Arthropoda; Insecta; Hymenoptera; Diprionidae. The transcript is spliced from 6 exons. Gene Ontology annotation, molecular function: oxidoreductase activity, acting on NAD(P)H, heme protein as acceptor. Gene Ontology annotation, biological process: heme A biosynthetic process. The record is from RefSeq and is a predicted model, not a curated record.